This is a messenger RNA of Cucumis sativus (cucumber), 4187 nucleotides long. RefSeq names its product pumilio homolog 1. Bases 445 to 3600 code for a protein of 1051 amino acids. The record is from RefSeq and is a predicted model, not a curated record. Gene Ontology annotation, biological process: post-transcriptional regulation of gene expression. Gene Ontology annotation, cellular component: cytoplasm. NCBI's taxonomy places the organism in Eukaryota, Viridiplantae, Streptophyta, Magnoliopsida, Cucurbitales, Cucurbitaceae. Gene Ontology annotation, molecular function: mRNA binding. The transcript is spliced from 9 exons.
UCAACGGUUGAGAUGUUUCCGCCACUCGUGCUUAUCAUUCCUCUUCCUCACUCCACUGUCUCCUUUCUUCGCAUUCUUCUCCUCUGUGUUAAGAGAGAACAAAAAAAUGGCUAACUUCUUCUUCUUCUUCGAUCAUCUUUUCGUUCUUGACCCAAUCUGAUGCUUAUAUUACUGUAAUCUAAACAUUAAUCAAUAAAUAAAAAAAACCCCAAGUUUUGACGAACAGAGCUAUUUUCUAUUUUUUUUUUUUUUUGUGCCCCUUUUGUUUGGAUUCUUGUUUUGAAGUCAUGGGGUUGUAAUUUUUUUUGUUGGGAAUUGGUUUUUUGAGACAUUCAAGCGAAACUCACUUGUACUUUUCGAUUUUGAGCUCGUUUUUAGCUCAAAGUUGGGAGCUUUUUUUUUCUUCGUUACCCAGUUCUGUUUUUGGGAAUUUUUGUGUUAGUAAUGGUUACCGAUACUUAUUCGAAAUUGGGUACUGAUAUUUCACUGCGAUCGGCGCUGAAAAGUGGCGAUUAUGGUGAAGAUUUAGGGAUGUUGAGAAGACAACAAAGGCAACAACAGCAGCUCGAGGCUGUGAGUGACAGAGAGAAGGAACUCAACCUUUGCCGGAGUGGUUCUGCGCCGCCGACUGUUGAAGGCUCUUUAACCGCCGUUGGGGAUAUGUUUAAUGCCUCUGACUUAUUGGGAUUCAACAAAGCCGCCGGAAAAGGUUUCAUUUCUGAUGAAGAGCUUCGUUCUGAUCCUGCUUAUGUUAACUAUUACUAUUCCAAUGUGAAUCUGAACCCUCGCCUUCCGCCGCCGCUGCUCUCUAAAGAGGAUUGGCGGUUUGCACAGCGGUUACACGGCGGAGGCGGCGCCGGGGGGUUGGGUGGGAUUGGAGAUAGAAGGGAAGGUAGUAGAGGAGGUGAUGAAGGGGUUAAUCGGAAUGGGUCACUUUUCAUGUUGCAGCCUGGAGUUGGAACCAAAGAGGAUCCCGGUAUCGAUUCAAGGCGGGUUGCUCGUGAUUGGACCGGCGAUGGCCUUAUCGGGCUGCCGGGGUUAGGACUUGGGAGUAGGAAGAAAAGCAUUGCUGAGAUCCUUCAGGAUGAUAUAAGCAAUGGAAUGAAUAUCUCCCGACAUCCUUCUCGUCCGACUAGCCGCAAUGCAUUUGAGGAUACUUUGGAAGCUUCAGAAAGUCAAUUUGCUUACUUACAUCAAGAUAUGGCAACAAUCGGUGGGAACAAACAGGGCUUAUCUGCAGUUCAAGGAGUUGGUGCCUCUGCACCUCAUACUUAUGCAUCAGCUGUAGGAGCCUCCUUGUCUAGAAGUGCGACUCCUGAUCCUCAACUUGUAGCCAGAGCUCCAAGUCCUCGUAUUCCUCCAGUUGGUGGGAGGAUAUCUAGCACUAUGGAUAAAAGAAACGCUUCUGGGCCAAAUUCUUUCAAUGGGGUUUCGCUGAAGGCGAGUGACCCUUCAGACCUGGUGUCUUCUUUUUCGGGCAUGAAUUUGUCAAAUGGUAUUCUUGAUGAUGAGAGCCACUUGCGGUCAGAUAUUCAGCAGGAGAUUGAUGAUCGUCAUAACUUCUUCAAUCUGCAAACUGAUCAAAAUGAUAUGAAAAGGUAUCUAGGUUUGAAGAACACAGACUCGGGGAAGUUUCAUCUGCAUUCAUCUUCUCAUUCAGCUAGAGGAUCUCAUCAAAAUAAUUCUCUUGCGUCAGGUGUUGAUCAAUCAGAAUUCAACAAGCAAGCUGUUUCUUCCCCUACUUCAUAUAUGAAGGGGCCGUAUAAACAAACACUUAAUAAUGCAAGAGGUUCACCAUCUCGCAAUCAAAAUAUCGACAAUGGAAAUUCUUCUUUCUUGAAUUAUGGAUUCAGUGGUUAUACUACUAAUCCUCCAGUUUCCUCAAUUGUUGGGACCCAUCUUGGCAGUGGUAAUUUACCUCCACUGUAUGAGAAUGCUGCUGCUGCAUCAGCAAUGGGAAUGAGUGCCUUGAAUAAUAGAGCAUUCAAUGGAUUGGCUUUAGGAUCAAGUAUGUUGGAAACAGCCAGCGAAUUUCAAAAUAACAACAGGUUGGAAAAUCAUAAUGCGAUGAACGGUAUGCAGUUAUCUGGAUUGGAUCCAUCCUACAUUCAAUAUUUGGGAUCAAAUGAAUACGCUGCUGCACAGGUGGGCGGGAUUAGUGACCCUCCAUUGGAUAGUGAUAGUUUGAUGGGUAAUGGAUAUAUGGAUUUAUUGGGAGUCCAAAAAGCUUACCUGGGAGCAUUGCUUUCACCUCAAAAUUCACAAUUUGUUCUUCCUUAUUUUGGUAAAUCCGGCAGUCUAAAUCAUAACUACUAUGGCAACCCAGGCUAUGGUCUUGGCAUGUCGUAUCCCGGAAGUCCAUUAGCUGGAUCCCUUCUUCCUGGCUCUCCUGCUGGAUCUGGUAAUGCCCUCAACCACAUCAGUAAGGCCUUGCGCUUCUCUUCGGGAAUGAGAAAUUUUGCUGGAGGUGGCCUUGGAGGUUGGCAUUCUGAAGGUGGUGGCAAUAUGAAUGGAGGUUUUGUGUCUUCUUUGCUAGAUGAAUUCAAAAGCAAUAAAAGCAAAUGUUUUGAACUUUCAGAAAUUGCUGGCCAUGUUUUUGAGUUCAGUUCUGAUCAAUAUGGAAGUCGUUUCAUUCAGCAGAAGCUUGAAACUGCUUCUGUAGAAGAGAAAGAUAUGGUUUUCCAUGAAAUUAUGCCACAAGCUCUUUCCUUAAUGACUGAUGUGUUUGGUAAUUAUGUUGUUCAAAAGUUUUUUGAGCAUGGAACUGCAUCCCAAAUAAGGGAACUAGCUGAUCAACUCAACGGACACGUGCUAGCGCUCAGUCUUCAAAUGUAUGGUUGCCGAGUGAUUCAGAAGGCAAUUGAAGUGGUUGAUGUUGACCAGCAGACUAAAAUGGUUACAGAAUUAGAUGGUCAGAUCAUGCGUUGUGUACGUGAUCAAAAUGGGAACCAUGUUGUACAGAAGUGCAUCGAAUGCAUUCCUGAGGAAGCAAUUCAGUUUAUUGUUUCAACAUUUUAUGAUCAAGUUGUUACAUUAUCGACUCAUCCAUAUGGUUGUCGUGUUAUACAGAGAGUUCUCGAGCACUGCCACAACCCGAAAACACAGCAUAUAAUGAUGGACGAGAUUUUGCAGUCUGUCUGCACGCUGGCUCAAGAUCAGUAUGGAAAUUAUGUUGUGCAGCAUGUAUUGGAGCAUGGGAAGCCACACGAACGUUCUGCUAUUAUAAAGAAACUGACUGGGCAGAUAGUUCAAAUGAGUCAGCAGAAGUUUGCCUCCAAUGUCAUUGAGAAAUGUCUAACUUUUGGAACUUCUGCUGAACGCCAGGCCUUGGUCAAUGAGAUGCUCGGUACCACAGAUGAAAAUGAGCCCCUUCAGGUUAUGAUGAAAGAUCAGUUUGCAAACUACGUUGUACAGAAAGUGCUGGAAACUUGUGAUGACCAGCAACUUGAACUAAUUCUUAAUAGGAUAAAAGUUCAUCUCAAUGCUCUGAAGAAGUAUACCUAUGGUAAGCACAUAGUUGCUCGGGUGGAGAAACUUGUUGCUGCUGGAGAGAGGAGGAUUAGCAUUCUGACUCCAAAGCCAGCACAGGUGGUUGGUUAGGAAAACAAGGAAGAAAGUUGUACAGCUAACCGAGGAUAGCACAAAGCACGCGGUGUCUCUUUCCGCUUCCGUUUUAUAUCUCUGUCUAGUAAGUAAUAGCUGCUGUAUCUAUAUGAUUCAGAUAGAAGCUGACAUGAAAUAAGGAAAAAAAACGAGUACAAAAAGUAAAAAAAAAAUUGUUAAAAAAAGGAACUGUUGGCUGUACAUUUUAUAAUCUUGAGAGUAUAGAGAAAAUGAAGGUUAGAUGAAGAGAGAAUUGAGGGACAGAUGAACAAAAGCUGAUGGCUCUGUCCCUAAAGAAAAGAGAUAAGAGGUUUUAGUAUUUGAGUUUUUGUUUUUAAGGGUGUAAAAAGGGAGAGGAGGAAGAGGGAAGUAGAAAUGUUUAAUGGGAUGACGACGACGACGAUCUACGAUGAUAUGAUCGAAUCAUGGGUUGUACAAAUAUUAGCUGGUGGAGUUAUGUUUUUCUCUCUUUUUUUUUUGUUAGGAUUUGUUUUCUUUUGAUUAUGUAUGAGAUUUUGAUUCUUCAUCUUUGUUAUUUCAUCAACUUUUUUUCUUUCUUAAAGUUGAGUUUUUACUCUUUUUCU